Spirometra erinaceieuropaei is the source of this 7606-nucleotide messenger RNA. The record is from the annotation of a GenBank genome assembly. NCBI's taxonomy places the organism in Eukaryota, Metazoa, Platyhelminthes, Cestoda, Diphyllobothriidea, Diphyllobothriidae.
AUGAGUGAGUCCAUGGCGGAUGCACACUCAGCCACCCCUCAACCUGGCUCCGACGAAUGCGCAGUCGUCACCACAGCCGUUCCAUCUACUAGUCCGGCGGACGAGAAAACGGACAGUCGUUGCGGCGUAAACAAGCUUGCCAGCCUUGGACGACAGUUAAGGUCAAUGAAGGUACGGGCGACGACCACCAACGUCUCAACGCCGGCCCCCGAUGUAGAUUGAGUACUUCCCGUCACCCUCCCUCCCCCCCCCGUCCGCCACAGUCCCUGUGUGCAUGCGCUGGUGACCACUAAAGCUGAUCCACCGCCCCCCCCUUCAUCCGGCGAGAAGACGCUCUAGGACUCCCUCCCUGGCCCUUCCUCCCUGCCGCCUUGACUUCGUAUGUAUGAACAAAACCCGUCUCAACAUGAUUGUCGCCCACCUAUAAAUACUGUGAGGCGCGAUACCACACUCAACUCCGACGAUGGAAGCUUGUAUGCUUUUGAAACGUCAGGACAGUAAAACUAUGGUUCCCGAGAUCGCCUUUUCUUCUGAUAUAUAUAUGUAUAUAUUCAAUCAGGAAAGGGUGCACACCGAUCUAUUUGCUUCACGAAGCAAACAAGCUCCGUAUGGGUGACAAAGGUCACGAACAGGCAACCAAUUACCAGGUCGAAGUCGGCCGUCAUAAUAGCAGCACGGAUGUACGACAGAGAAUGCGGGUAAAUUGAUACAGUACUGUUUCGGGCUUAUUGUGCCUUUAUUCAUCCAAUCAUAGCCCUGACCACCAGCACCUGGGACCAGAAACACAAACCCGCGCACAGACGACCUGGCGCAGUUGAUCCACCACUGGGGUCCACCAGAUGGUUAGCAAGCAUUUCAUCGAACCGAAGUCCAUCAAUGCCUCGCCACCUGUCAUUCUCUGUCGCUGCAGAUCGGGUAUUUAUUCAAUCAGAAAAGGGCUCACACCGAUCUAUGGCUUCACGAAGCAAACAAGCUCCGUAUGGGUGGCAGUUGGUGACCUGGUAAUUGGUUGCCUGUUCGUGACCUUUGCCACCCAUUCGGAGCUUGCCAGAUCGAAGCUCAGAAGCCCCGAUGACAGCAGAUCUCUCGCCCUCAAUGACCCCUGUUUCACAUGUGCGUAAGGUCUUCUGAAGGUGCAGGAGACAGAUGCGCCGCUGUGAAUCAUAGUGCCAAGUGGUUAUACAGACACUUAAAAUACAUCACUAAUGGAUCGCAAUAUAGCAUCGAAAAUUCUCAGCCGUUCCUACAAAACAUCCAAGGUCUUGAAGUAAGUCCAGACGAAUGCAUCCUAUCGUUCGAAGUUGCUGCCAUGUUUUGUUUAAUACCGCAUGAGCUAACAAUAGCUAGCGUAGCCCGAUGUCUAGAGCAAAGUCCCAUUGCCAUUCCAAAACAGCGCGGAAAGUCAUUAGCAAGAACGGUGUCCCAUAGGGUUGUAUUCACCGCAGCUUCUCGAUUUGUGUGCUGCAGAGUGUGUUGAUGCAGCGAAAAAUCGUUCGCACGCAACUGCGUUCAUGUGACAGGGGCUGGUUGCUGUUUUAGUGGAAAAUUUUCUCUUUGUUUGUCAAUUUUCGAAAGACACCAGUCUGGAGAAUUCCGUCUUCUUUCCUCUUUACCUGAACGUGGAGGAAAGGGAGCACUCCGUCUUUUUCUUCCUCCAUGAUAUACUGAAUUGAUGGUAAGACCUAGUUCAAUUCCCUUUUAAAGUUGUCUUUCGCGUCUCGGCGUAAGAUGACAAAGGUGUCGUCCACGUAGCGCAUCCAGAACAUCGGCUUGUAGGACUGAAAUGCUGGAGCUUCCAGUUCCCGCAUGACCGCCUCAGUCAGUUAGCCGGAAAUCGGGGACCCAUUGGGGUUCCUUGGAUUUGCUCGUAAAUUUGACCACCAAAAGUGAAGUAUGUGCGUAGGCAGUAGUCUAAUAGUUCCAUCAGGUGCUUCCUCUGAAACGGGUUUCCAUAUUUGUCCAUAUUUGUCCAGUAGGUCAUUGAUGAUUGGUGAGUCAUUUAGCCAGUCCGUAGGUAGGCGUGCCUUUCAGCGGCACAAUGGGUCGUACGGGAACGUUUGGCUUGUGGAAUUUCGGCAACAAUGGAAACGUGCUUGGGCAGGACCAUGCUGAUUCAUCUGUCUACAAAUAUUUUCGGAUAUUACCUCUCGGAUCCUAAACUGGUACAGGAAUUGGGAGUUAUUUUCCAAAGACAAAUGUUCCCUACGACCCAUUGUGUCGCUGAAAGGCACGCCUACCUACAAACUGGCUAAAUGGCUCGCCAAACAUUUAAAGAGGCUGACGGACGGCUCAGAACACACAGCCGUAUCCUCAACACACUUCCUGGAAAAACUCAAAAGCGUUAUAAUAGCUCCCGACGAGGUAAUGGUAUCCUUUGACGUUGUCUCUCUAAUUACCUAAAUCCCAAAAGCAUUACCCAAGCAUGUGAUGAAUGACCCACUGUAGAGAAAGUACGACGAAUAGGGGAACCCGUUUAAGAGGAAGCACCUGAUGGAACUAUUAGACUACUGCCUACGCACAUACUUCACUUUUGAUGGUCAAAUUUACGAGCAAAUCCAAGGAACCCCAAUGAGUCCCCGAUUUCCGGCUAACUGGCUGAGGCUGCCAUGCAGGAACUGGAAGCUCGAGUCUUUCAGUCCUACAAGCCGACGACACUUUUGUCAUCUUACGCCGAGACGCGAAAGACAACUUUAAAAGGGAAUUGAACUAGGUCUUACCAUCAAUUCAGUAUAUCAUGGAGGAAGAAAAAGACGGAGUGCUCCCUUUCCUCCACGUUCAGGUAAAGAGGAAAGAAGACGGAAUUCUCCAGACUGGUGUCUUUCGAAAAUUGACAAACAAAGAGAAAAUUUUCCACUAAAACAGCAACCAGCCCCUGUCGCAUAAACGCAGUUGCAUGCGAACGCUUUUUCGCCGCAUCAACACACACUGCAGCACACAAGUCGAGAAGCUGAGGGCGCGUGAAACCCUAUGGCACCUCUUCCUUGCCAAUGGAUAUCCGCGCGGUUUGGUGAACAAAUGCGCAUACCAAAGACAUAAGAGGGCCGAUCGUGAUAACACGCAAAGAUCUGAAAUCUUUCACAUUCUGCCUUACUUUAGAAACGUCUCCGAAGCUACUGAGCGCAUGCUAAGGCCACUAAGCGUGGACGUUGGUCACCGACUGGAGGCCACCAUCAGCGGCUUACUCAUGCAACCCAAGGGCCGGCUACCACCUGCAGACAACUCAGGCGUCAUUUACCUCGUCAGUUGUCUGGACUGUCUGACCAACUACUGCGGCAUGACGGACAAACGACUCCGCACGCGCGAGCAUGAGCACGCCUUAGCCGUAAAGCGAAAGGAUGUACGCUCGCACGUCGCCAUGCACAGUCUAGAAAAUAAUCAGGUGUUCGACUUUGACGGUGUCUAAGUGCUCGGCCUAGCCGAAAGCACGCUGGCGAGAGAAGUAAUCGAAGCCUGGCAAUCAGACGCCAACUCGAUCAACCGCAGUAUUGACCUACCUGCGCCAUACGAGUCCAUCAGGCAUCACUUGCGCGCGAGAUGAGGGCCAAUACGAGGAGAACAGGAUCGACCUAUCAGGCGCGAGCACGAAUGGCCUAAUUAAACCAUUUUUUAUCUCAUUUGGCCUGUCUCCGGGGAUGUGCUCGUGUAUGAGUAGAAAACGUCAGACGAAUAAACCUUCCUCAGAGACCGCCUCAUCUUGCUCUUCCAUCUUAAAACCUGCAGUCAGAAUUGUCGCCUAUAUCCAUGAGACUUCGGGCGCGAAGCGCUUCGCCGAGCACGGCAAUGGGAGUUAUUUUUCUGUCGACAGGGAGGUACACGGGAACAGUAGGCCUUUGUGCACAUCCGUCUGAGUUCGGGCAUUAUCUCGAUGUGCAUUUCUGUAAGACCACCAGCCAGCACUGACUACGGCCGCGAGGUCGCUAGGAGAUGCAGCCGACGCCUACUAAGGACUCUCACCAACGAAUGUCACAUUCGUCUGCGCAAAUACGGCAGGGAAAUCGAAAGGGAGAAAGCAGCAUGUGCAGCAUACCUGGACGAGCAAACAAUACGAAACCUGGAGAUACGGAUCUUGAUUCAGGUGAACGAGGAGCGAGACAAGAAGACCCAACUCCUCAACAAAAUGUGCAACGCAAAACAAGCACACGCACCCGUGCGCGGACCGUCAGCCGUCCACAACCUGUCAUCCAAACAGCUGACAGACUACCCAAAUUCAAGUGCUUCAACAUGAAUCCGGCUACAACGCAGGAGACGCACAGCCAGUAGAUUUUAUCGCUACACUAGAAGUGACACUCUCAAAAACGGACGCCGCAGAAGACUACAAGAACGCGAUUUGCCAGCGACCCCGAAAAAGUCAAUUAAUUUUUCUUUGCGUUUGUAGAACACCGUAGGUGUCAGACAGAGAGCGAUCACGUGAACAUGAAGCAAAGUGAAUCAUCAACUUGCUGGGGAUGGUACAUCACCUACAGGAGAGGGGUUUAAUCCAAUUGAAAACAAUGUGCCAUUGCAAAUAAAGUCACAGUUGACUCCAAGGCAUUGAAGUGCAUUUUGAUGAAAAUGUAACGGUAAGCAUUAAGUGUUUGCCCGUCGUGCAAACUACGGACCACUGCCUAUGAUAUUUACCUAAACAGGUGUUGUUCUGCAGAGUUUCUGAUCAGCCCUUUGCUAGCAGGAGGACAUUCGCUAACUGUUACGCCUGCACUGCUGAAAUGUAUAUAUGGGUCCGUUGUUUUGCACACAGAACAUGACUAACGCUGACGCAGUAGUUUCUAAUAAUGUAAUCACUGAUUAUAAACUAAGUCCUGGGAAUUUUAGGUUCUCGGGUGCACGUACACACCUUUAAUCGACGACCAGGGUAGUAGCAGGGAAGAAAGCGGUUAGCGCAGAAGGUUAGGGAUACGAGAGCGGUAAAUGACAUGGCGAAGUCUGGAGCCUCCGUAGGCGCUUCUGCUGCGAUUUGACGUCCUCGGAAUACGAGGUAGGAGAAAACGACAAGUGUGCGGCAGUCAAGCCAACAAAAGGCCUUCGGACGUGUUAUGAUAAUAAUGCGCAGUCGGUGAGCGGAAGGCGUUUUGCAUGGUAACGCCCCAGACAAGAGUAAAUGACUGAGCCACAGUCAACACAGUGGAAAGCACGCGGUAGAAGUGCUGACGGAGGAGCGCAGUCGGAGGUCGACCUCUUCAGCCCAAGGAAAGCAAGGAAGGUACUCUGCCGCGUGUCAGGAAGAGGAGGCGGUCAUAAAGCAAGCGACUAAAUGUGUGGGCCUAGACAAAAUGAAUUGACAAAGGAAUUCGAAUCUUAUUCACUGCAAGCCGCAAAAUGCUUGGACUGUCACAAUCCCAAGCCCCAGGAUGGUACUGGACUGAUGUCAACUGCGCAAUCGUCCCGGUUUAUGGAGGAUGUCCACUGCGUAUGGCAUUCUAAAUUCUACAUGGUGCGCAUAGCGACGGCGAACUACCAGUACAGAGAACGAGGUGGUUAACACGACGAUCGUGUAAAGGAGGUACAGUGACUCCUUCGAAAACAGAGAUGGUAAAAUGCUGGCGUAGUUCCCCAAGUAAAGGCCUCAAAGUACGCAUGGACACGGGUAUUUCACCAUAAACUGCAAAAAAAUAUCGUCUGCUACGUGAUGCACUGCGUUGUAGGUGGGGAAUUUUAUAAGGAUGACGAUGAAGACUGUUAGCGAUGCAAAUGAAUACUCCGGCUUGGGUCUGGAAGCCGAAAGACAGCGAGAACGGAGAGGAAUGGGCGCAGAGCCGGAGGGCAGUAGGAGGUGCAAGGUAUGCGCAGUGGUCGGUCAAGCGUAGGGUGGAGGCAUAGUGAAAUGUUGAAUAAAACAAUAAAAAGAGAUCGGCAUGGCGAAGAGAAGGCGGUGAAUGUGUAGGGAGGGGAUAAGGAAGAAUGAUGACGACCUAUUGAAGACGCUUAUAUAAGGAAGCAAAUUAACCCUGUGAAAAGACUAGUAGCUAGUAACCGCUGUGAGCGAAAGUCGUGCCAGGGAGGCGCCAUCGUUAGCUCCGGUGGAAGUUAUUAUGGCAGUAGAUGCAUGAGAAAGCAAUAGGGCGAUCUGGAACACGUACUGCGGAAGAGGAGGGGAAGCACGCCUAUGGAUGAACAUUGCCAAUGACGACAGGGUAUCGGACUUUGAUUUGGCUCACCGUCGAAUACCACUCGACAGGGGGCCAUGGAUGGUAAUAUAGGUAACUAAACAGGAAUGCGACCACUUGAGGGUAAUAUAAGACGAACAAUCAUGGUAAGUGUCGCUGUCGUCGUCAUUCUUAUCAUGAAAAGUGUACACUCCGCCACCGCAUCCGGCAAACCAAUUUUUGUAUGCGUGCCGAGAUCAAGGCCGAGAAGUAAGUGGAUCAAGUAGGCAAGGAAGUGAUACAUGUGUGUGCGUAUGUGUAAGGGGUGUCCAGCGGUAGGUUCACGUGAUGGUCGUAGUGGUCGCUCACUUGCAUGCAGGUGAGACUACGCCUAGCGUCCAUUCGCUGACAACUAACUCUCACCUGUGGCUCCACGUAGCUGGGCUCUGCUCAGCGGCCCAGGUGACCUCGACCGGCGGACUAAACCAGGUGAGGAUAUCCGUGCGCGUACCUGCUCACACGGUAUUUUGGUCUCCGCUGGCCGGAUGGAUCUUCGCGUCGACAUCGUCGAGACGAAGCUCUGACUGGACCAUCGCAGAAGGCCACCAGGUAAAUGAAUCCUCAGGUAAGCGAACUUUGCUCUGUUUCCUUCCUUAAUUGCCUUCUUACUUGUCUGUUCAGAUUCCGCGCCGUCCGCUGCUCUUGUAGCCUAUUCUGUAUCUGUUAGUUUGUGCAUCUCUCUCCUAAUUGCUAGCUGUUACUCUGCUUGAUUUCGAAUGCUGCCCCUCCUUACUUGACUCACUUGCCUUCUUAUCUGCCAGUUACUUCCCGUGCCGUCUGCUGCCUGUUCUGCAUUUGUAAGCCUGUGGCUCUCUCUUCUAAUAGCUAGGAGUCAAUGUACUUGACUUUGAAUACUGCCCUGUCACUUUUGUCUCUGACUGAUGAUUACGUCUGAUUCUCCAUCCUAGGUGUAAGUUCUAUGGCGUUCUAUUGUGUGCAUGAACUCUCCUACUGAGUUCCACCCCAUCAGCACUAAGGUCCCAGACUAAUUCGAGUCGUUCUCUCCCAAACAAAAAGUCGUGGCCUAAUAAUGGAGUUCGGAAGCCGUCCGGGAUAGCCGGGCAGCCCAAUUUAGGGGGUGCGCUGCCAGCCCUCUCGAGGGAGAUAGGGGUAGAAAACGUGCCCUAAAAUUGCUGGGACACACGCUGUCUGUAAGUUGGCCGUUGCCGCAGACAAAACAAACACGGUCGAAACAGCCAAAACCGAAACAAAAACAACUACAAUCUCUCUCUUCCUCGUCCAGCUAAUUCUACUUCUUCCCCUCCUCCUAGUUUUCGCCGCCGCAAUCGCCAGACUGGCAGGAUGAGUCCCCUCACUCUAGCAGCCUGGAAUGCCCAACUGCCCCAACGACGGCCGUACUGGCGGCUGUCACGCACGACAAUACCACGCAUAUCUCCGAUACCACAACCGAUAGCACGUCUAAAGCCUCCGACUCCAGGGGUGAGGACCAGGAGUACAGUGCGUGA